This is a messenger RNA of Argiope bruennichi, 1278 nucleotides long. Its product is annotated as thiol S-methyltransferase TMT1B-like. The coding region runs from base 497 to 1255 and encodes 252 amino acids. Gene Ontology annotation, molecular function: S-adenosylmethionine-dependent methyltransferase activity. The record is from RefSeq and is a predicted model, not a curated record. The transcript is spliced from 5 exons. Lineage: Eukaryota; Metazoa; Arthropoda; Arachnida; Araneae; Araneidae.
UAUGAUAACUAAUUUUUACAAAUUAUUUUGAAACAUUUCUUAUGUGAUUUUUUUUGUAAAUAACUAUUGCUUUGUUUUAAUAGAGUCGUAACAAUUUGUAUAUUAUGAUUCAAGAAGAGUGCAAAUAACCAGAGACGAUUUCGUUAUCAAAAUUAAAUAUUGAUGGAGAUAAGAUAUUUCAAACUAAAUCGUGUGAUGUCGAUGCACCUUUGAUUAAACUUUGUGGGCGUUUCAGCCUUGAAUGAGGGAAUUUCGAAAUAGUUAAUUUUACUUGUGCUAAACGAGAGGACAGAAGACUUAUUUUAGAUAAGGAAAAAACAAUUCUUCUAAAGAUGACUGGAUUCACUUUGACGGUCGUUAAUCUUCCAUAACGCCAACCGUCUUCUAUCUUCACUCUUUGUACUAUUAAUUCUUCCAAUCAAUAGAAGAAGUUUACCAUUCUAAUAUAAGAAGUAUUAUUAGGAAUCUUGAUAUACAGAAGAAUUGUUUAGCAGUCAUGAUCGAAGUUCUGUGGUUUUUUAUUGGAGUCCUAAUAUGGGUGGUUGCGAUGACUAUUGGCCUACCAAUUACUAUUGCAAUUUUGCUCUGCUCAUCCGCUCAAGACAUGUUGUUUUCAUGGAUUUAUGUGCAUAUAGUUCAAUGCACCUUCCAGUCAAAGAUUGUUUCUUUAAGGAUAAAAAUGUUCGAGCUUCUUCAAAAGAGUUUGUCUACCAACAAAAGUUCCAUUCCUCUUGAAGUUUUGGAAAUAGGUAUCGGAGACGGAGCCAACUUGCCAUACUAUCCAGACAACUGUAAGCUAACUGUCGUGGACAAGAAUAAGUUUUUCGAGCCGUACUUCCAAAGAAAUGCCAAAAAAUAUACUCACAUAUCUUACGAGAGAACAGUGAUUCAGCCUGCGGAGAAUAUGAAGGACGUGAAGGACAAUUCCAUGGAUGUUGUGGUUACAUCAGUAUUCCUGUGCUCUUGUGAUGAUCCAGAUAAAGUUCUCCAGGAGAUUUUGCGCGUUCUGAAACCUGGAGGAAAAUAUAUAUGCCUGGAACAUGUUGCCUUUCCCAAGAACAGUGUUGGUCUGCUUUUACAAAAAUUCAUCCACCCUAUCUGGUAUCUUUACUCGAACGGAUGCACUCUCACCAGAGAUUUGAUCAAGAAAAUCAAGCAGGCUGGAUUUUCUGAACUUGCGUACGAAGAUUACGUGGCCCCACAUUGGUGGAUGUAUAUUGGAAGACAUUUUUUAGUGGCAAUAGCUACUAAGUAAAUUAAAGUAUAUCCUGAUGAAAA